GACUGAAUGAUAACAAAGUUGUAUACAGUAAUGGGAUUUUUUAUGAUUAAUGUUUUGUCAGGAACUUGUGCACGUUUAAUUUAUUUAUCUAUUAUAUGAGAAUAUUUAAAAUGCAGAAGGAAGGGGUAUCCACUCAGUACCUAUGUGUACAUUAUUGUUUGCAUGGGAAGGAGAGGGAAAAGUUGUGGAUUCGUGUGGAUCAUAAAUGGGUGACAAUGUUGGGAGAACGUUUAUAAGUCACUGGAUAUAACACCGAAUGCUGCCACUCUUGUUUUCGCGCAUUUUCCUCUGUAUUCAUAAAUCCUUUCGUCAAACACUUUUGUGAAAUAUUUUAUCUGGUGUUUGAAGUUUUCCAUUGAAGAACUCUUUCAUGAAUCCAAGUGAAUGUGAUGCAUUUUUUCCGAUUCGGUUUUCAGUGGACCAAAUUUUUAGAAACAUUUUUCUGUGAGUCCGCUCUUCGUGGAUUCGUGGGAAGAGACAGUAAAUUUUGGGCAGUUUGCAGAGUACCGUGUGGCGGCACAACGCCGUGUGUUGGUGGUUCUUUCAUUUAAAUAUAACGGUGUGUAUAAAUAAGUAUGAGCAAUAGCGGGAGUACGCGAGGCCUGCUGUCGUCGAUGAUUUUGCGAAAGACUUAACAUUUUUGGGGGCUUUUAUUCAUGGAACAAUUUGGAGAAUUCUAAGCUGGAGUUUUUAAAUACUGUUUAUGGAAUAAUGGGGACAAGGUUCUCGUCACUUUCUGUCAAGGUCCACCCGAAUUACCGGACUCCAAGUCUGUGCAAAUCGGAUAUACGUGAUGCAGUUGAAUUCAUCCUGGGAUUGGCUGCGUGAAAUUCUGACACAGGUAGAGGACUGCUCUGUGGACAAUUCGGAUGUUUCUAUAAUGAUUGGUGAUUUGGGUGAACUCACGAAAAAACUGGCACAAUUGUGCGAAAGAGGAGCAGCUGUUCCUAUGAGCACUUCCCAUUCGUUACACUGUGAUGGAAACGACAAUAACCAUAAAAUUAUCACAAAGAGGAUGGCAUAUGAGGUAUUUUUGGGGGGAUCCUGUAAUCCCACCACUUGGAGGUCAGAAAUAGCAAUCCCGACACUGCAGAGACUUGGAAUCACGUAUUAUAAUCCGCAAGUCUCACAAUGGGGACCGGAAUUAAUAGCCGAAGAGUACGAGGCAAAACAAAACGCCCGUGUUUUACUCUUUGUGAUAGAUAAUCAAACACGGAAUACUGCGAGUAUAAUAGAAGCUGCGCAAUUGGCAGCAACGAGAACCAAUUCCCUCGUCCUAGUGGUUUAUCCGUAUCGACUGGGACAAACAAUAUUAGGAGAAACAAUUUCUGCCCAAGAAUAUUAUGAUUUGAUAAAUGGGCUGUCGGUACUUGAGUACUUCAUGGAGAGACAAAGAAUACCUAUAUUUGAAAACAUUUCUGGAGCACUUAAUGGCACAUCUAAGAUUUUACGGGAAGCUAUCAACGUUCAGGACUUGAAUCAAGAAGAUGGUAUGAGGCCGAAGCAAAUUUCCAUGUCCCAAAAUGGAGUUGAUAUAAUAACACUAAAGGAAAUAUUCCGAGCCAUUGAUACAAAUGAUACGGGUUGUAUUCGUUUGAGGGAUGCUUGGAUUGCUAUGCAAUCACAUGCGAAGAGCAAUACGUCUAUUUCGGAGCUUCUCAAUGGCGUAAAUAAAUCAGAGACGUAUGAGAGUUUGGUCAAGACUUUAACAUCGAAGGAAGAUCCAACCGAGCAACGUAUCAAUUUCGACCAGUUCUGUACACUCGCUAGUGAAUGGAGGCAGCUCAAAACCAAUGGGGCAAACUGCGAAAGUGAGAUACCUUCAGUAUGGAGUAUAUUAUCUAGGAAGACCAUGAAGUUCCUUUGUGAAGCUUUCGUGCACCCCCUUAAUCGACUCCUAGAUUGGACACAUUCACUGGUGCUUGAAUCUGAGAAAAGAGACUUAUACGUUGGAUUGGUUGGUAAAGAUCUGCUUUGGUUGGAGUCAUCGGCAGUACCGUUGAUAGAGUCAAUGGGCCUGACAUUGCACCGUCCAAGUAUGAACGAAUACACAGUGAGGCAACUGCCUCGGGAGUUACAACAUAUGAGAAACUCCCGUGUUAUUCUAUUGAUAAUGCCUCAGCACUCGCGGGGCAUCGCCAUUGCGGCAUUGGCAGCUUAUUCCAUUGGACUGCAUGCUAAAUUAGUUCUAUGUAUACAACUGAUGCCGGAAAGUUGUAUAGUCUCCGGUGAACAGCUGACUGAGCAAGCCGUGAAGGACUAUAAUCGGGGUAGAAUGUACCUGUCGGACUAUGCGACGCGCGAAGGUGUACCUGUAUUUCAGAAUAUCGCUGAUGCACUGCAGCACACGAUACAGCUAGUUCAAAGUCCCUGCUGAUGUGGACGAAAAUCUCUUAUCAUUUACUUUCAUCAUUUUUUUAAAGAAAAUUUUAUUUUUUUUACUGAUUAGAUUCAUUUGACGACUAAUUUAUUGUUGCUCGGACUUAUUCAUUCAUGAACUGCCCCCGUUUACCGCACUAUCGGGACGAGUCCUCUUUUAACGAGAUGAGUAUCAUCAUCUUUUAUUAAUUUUUGUUCUUUUUAAAUGUUCAUCUCUUUCAAGUUUAUCUCUUCAGUAAUUUGUAGAUUUAUUGUAUUUUGCGGAUAAUUUAACACUGUUGCAAUUCGUCACCAUCACAUUGAAUUUUAAAAUUAAUCUUGUCAGAUCUGGGUUAACAUAUAAAAACUAGCAUUUUUAAUUAUUGAAUUAUUGAUAUUGAAUUUGGUUGGCUGAGUGGGACAAUUGAAUGUGUUGGUCCACUAAUUAGUUUGAGUGUCAGAAAUCGAUUUUUUUUUCGUUCUCUCAGGAAAAUCUUUCUAGCUUUUGAUGGAAAGACUGGGAUAGAGGAAAUUCAUGCACCUGUUUCCUAUCGUCAUUUUGUACAGCCAUUUUCAGGUUACACAUUUUUGUUCUUUUGAAUAUGGCCGUUGAAUUUUGCUUUUGCGUUAUUGAAAACUGAAAAAAAUCAGGAGUGUAGGGAGCGGUUUCUCAGAGUAUAGAUGUUCUUUAAAUUAUAAGUAACUCAACGCCUUGUAAUGAUUUUCUUUAUAACUGGUUGCGGAUGGAUUGGAAUACGAAUGUACAAAUGUUUUUUAUUGGUUUCUUAACACGCUAAUGGUAAUUCAUGAAUUGAAAUGAUGAAAGAGUAUAUGAGAGUAAGCACUUAAAAUACUGUCGGUCAGUGUGAAUGAAUGAUUUUUUUGUUUCUUAUAUUCAAAAUAUGAGUAAUUUUUAUGAAUUUUUCCGUCAUUUUGUACCAACGAAACGUUCAAUUGAAAAAAAUGUGAGAAUCCCCAAUAAAUAGAUGAUGGAUUAAGAAAAACCCCGAAUCCUUCAAUAUUUACAGACCUUAGCAUUGUGCAAAGCGAAUACUAGCCAUGCUUCAAACAGUUUUGCUCAUGAUUGUUGUCGUAGCAACUUCAUUAGCAUGUUUUUCCACAACCAAAUUUUCUUAAUGCAAAGUGAACUCAACGAAUUGCUUUUAUAAAUUCUAUUAUCCUCUUUUUUCAUUCAAAUGAUUCAUUAAGAAUACAAGAAACAAACAAUAUAUUUCAUCUAAAACAGUUUCUCCUUUCGUAUAUUUCGUUUGAUUAAUGGAAAACAUUGGAAAAAAAAUUAAUACCAGUCCGCCAGAAACUCCCGGGAAAGUAGUAUCGCUUAAUUUUCUUCAAUGAGAGGAGUACUGGUAUCAUCACAGGUAGGAACAACGGAAUGUAGACGGCAUACCUGCAAAAUUCAAAAUAUUGAAUGCGAGUAAAAUGUAGUAGGAGUCCACAAAAGAAGAGAAUUACCAGUAUGUUCUUUUCACAAACGGAUUUUUAUUCAAAGAUCAGAAAAAAGUUGUAAUUUUUGUAAUGAUUCGCCUUGUCAAAUUCUAAAUAACUAUAAGUUAAGCUACAGUAUUGAUUUCGUAAUUUGAAAUUUCUUCCAGCAGUUCAUGGAGAAAAAAUUGUAACAUUUGAAUGUAUCACAAAAAUGUAAUUACUUUUCUGGGACCGACGUUAGUGGUAAAUUAUUAAAUUUAAGGCUCAUGCUUCGAGAA
This is a messenger RNA of Diachasma alloeum, 4082 nucleotides long. RefSeq lists its product as uncharacterized. Gene Ontology annotation, cellular component: plasma membrane. The record is from RefSeq and is a predicted model, not a curated record. The coding region runs from base 794 to 2377 and encodes 527 amino acids. Lineage: Eukaryota; Metazoa; Arthropoda; Insecta; Hymenoptera; Braconidae. The transcript is spliced from 14 exons.